AUGAAUCCUUUGCUGUGCACGAGCUAUCUGUGUCACGAAACCUGGCUGCACAAAGAUGAAAAUAGAGACACCAAACAACAUAACGAAAAUGUGAGACUUCACGAAUCCUAUCAAGCACGAAUGGCGCGUCAACUUCACCAAGAGGCCAGUGUCCCUCUAGGCCCAUGUGGACACGAUGCUUUGAAUUCUUUUCAAACGUUACUCGCCCCAAUUGAAAGUCAUGUCGACAUUAUACCCGUACAUGGUGACCUAUCAUCACUUCGAUUUAAUUCACUAACUGGAGUAAGAGUUCGUCGUGAUUUGGGUGGAGUUUGCCAAGAUAUGUGGGCAGCGGCCGGCAAUAACAUGGUUGUUGGGACGGAUCUGGCAGUAGACACUUCAGCCACUGCCACGCAAUUGUUUAGUCUUACGCCACCGGGUAUCACCAAGCUAAGUCAACCUGUAUACACAAAGUUCAAAGCCCUUCUAGACAACUACAUUGCAGACGAGACCAAACCAGAGGAGAGCGAUGCGAAUAAAGUGAAUGAAGAAGAUGACUUUAUAAACACUAUCGCUGUCCCUGGCGGGCCUAUGCAUUUCGCCUUUCAGUACCUAAAUGCAAGCGGAAAAACCACUGCUGUUGACUUAGACGCUUUCAAGCCAAUACUGAAGACCAUGUGGUUCACAAAGUACCCAAAAGGAGGAGGCGUGCCGACCUACUCUGGAUUUGAACACACAUUUGUUGGUAAAACAAGGAAAGACUACUGUAAUAUCAAGUGCACAUGCUGUUGUUUAAGUAUUAGUUUGCCAUCGCCAAGUUUCUUGGGGAUAGGACGGGAUGGAUUCAGUACCCUCCUCUCUCUCCUUUUCAUUUAUUUAUUCAAAAGAUGUUACUUUUCAGCGUUCGUCUUAUACCCGUCAAUUCAUAAGGUUCAAUGA
Molecule: messenger RNA, 918 nt
Organism: Pocillopora damicornis (cauliflower coral)
Lineage: Eukaryota; Metazoa; Cnidaria; Anthozoa; Scleractinia; Pocilloporidae
Product: uridylate-specific endoribonuclease C
Molecular function (GO): RNA endonuclease activity
Source: RefSeq, a predicted model, not a curated record